This is a messenger RNA of Staurois parvus, 400 nucleotides long. The record is from the annotation of a GenBank genome assembly. NCBI's taxonomy places the organism in Eukaryota, Metazoa, Chordata, Amphibia, Anura, Ranidae.
CGCUGCCAUAGGUGGCCUCAGCUGUCGAUCACCGGGUCACGGACGGAAAUUCCCUGCUGGCACCCAGCGUGUAUAAACAAUACAGAUCUCUCCCCUGUCAGCUCCUGUCUUUGUAUGCUCCAUAGCAUAAAACUGCUAUGCAGAGCCAUAUGUAUGGCUCUGCAUAGCAGAGCAGAGCAUACAAACACACACACAGCUCACUGUAAACACACACACGUAACCCUUUGAUCGCCCCACAUGUUAACCCCUUCCUGCCCAGUGCCAUUAGAACAGUUUCAGUGCUUUUUAUCAGCACUGAUCACUGCACUGGUGUCACUGAGGAUGUCAGUGACAGUUAGUCAGUUCCCCCCCAGUGUCAGAAUGCCCGCCGCAGUCCCACUGUCCCGCUAUAAGUCACUGA